This is a messenger RNA of Dothidotthia symphoricarpi CBS 119687, 240 nucleotides long. RefSeq lists its product as uncharacterized. The annotation marks the transcript as partial. The transcript has 3 exons. Lineage: Eukaryota; Fungi; Ascomycota; Dothideomycetes; Pleosporales; Dothidotthiaceae. The record is from RefSeq and is a predicted model, not a curated record.
AUGGGUGGCGGAGGAAAGAUCCCAUACCCCAAGCACGUCUGGUCGCCGUCCGGUGGUUGGUAUGCGCAGCCCGCCAACUGGAAGGCCAACACGGCCGUCAUGGGCCUAGCCCUCGGCAGCAUCGUCGGCAUGGUGUGGAUGGUCAGCGCGAACCGCGAGUACCGCGACAAGAUGCCCGAGCCCCACCGGUUCUUCCCCAGCCGAAAUUGGAGCAAGCAGAUCAUCGAGCACGAGCGGAAA